CUCGCUCGGCUGCUCGGCGCUAUUUCGCUUUCGAUCUCUCCGUUGACAUAGAGUGUGUGUGUAUAUAUAUAUAUAUAUAUCUAUAUAUCGUACCGGUAUAUCAACGAGGACGUCGCACAUCAGAUCAGAUCGUCGCGUCGAUUCUUGCUCUACUCCCCCGCCCCGUCCAACAUCAUCAUGUGGCGGCUACUCGUCUUUGCAGGUCUGCUGACGGCCGGAGUACGCGGAUCGGCUGUCCAGGAUAGCGAGACGAAGGAAACCGCGAGUUUGGCCAAGAGAUCGCCGAUCGGCGCAACUGCCGUCUACGGGGCUGCGCCUCAGCAUCAGGGACAAUACGUCGUCAGGCAGGGGGAUGAGACUCAGGAGCUCACACCGGAGUACCUGAACCUGCUGCAGCAGUACCUGGAGACUCGCCAGCUGCAGCCGCACCAGCAGCACCAACAGCCCCAGCAGCCGCAGCACGUGUCCCGAGCCCGUCUCGGCGCGCUGAUCGAGCAGGAGCUCGUUAGGUUGGCCGAGAGGCCAGUGGCUCCGCCGCACAAGCAUCACCAGGGUAUACCGCUCGAGGUCGAGCAGUACCACGUGGAGACGUCUCCGCGGCGGCCGAUCCAGCACCAGGCCCAGGCCCAGGUCCAGCCGGGUAUCCACCACCCGCAGGUCUACUACCCGGUGGAGGACGUCGUCCAGCCGCAGCACCAGCCGCGACCCCAGCCUCAGCACAGACCGCAACCCCAGCACCAGCAGCAGCUCCAGUACCACCAGGCAGUGCCGAUCCAGUACGGCUACGAGGACGAGCGCCAGAUCCAGGAGCAACAGCAGUCGCCCGAGUCCAUAGUCCGAGCCCAGUCUCAGGCCGAGGCCCAGGCGCUCGCUUUCCAGAAGAUAGCCCAGGCGGCCCACUUCAAGCACCAGGGCGAGGCCCUCGAGCAGAUCCGCGUGGCGAACGAGCAGCACCGACAGCAGAGCGCACUCGAGCAGAUCCGACAGGGCGAGCAAGUCAGCGAGGCUGGACGCCAGGAGCGCGUAAAGCCGAAGGACCCGGAGAGCGCGUACAAGGCCCGACUAAAGUCCCAGGCGACGGCUCUGGUGGCCGAGCAGCGUCGCGCCCAAGAGGCCGCCGAGUACAAGGCCCACUCGGACGCCAUCCUGAAGCUCCAGGCCCAGCAGCGGGCCCACCUCAGGGCCCAGGAGGAGGCCCACCACUAUGCCCUGAACUUCGAGAAGAACCAGCAGCGCGCCCAGGCCCAGGCCCAGGCUAUCGCCAACGCUCAGGCCCUCGCGCUCUACAAGGCCCGCCAGCAGGCCCUGAACAAGGCCCAGAACGAAGCCAAGCAGGCCGCUCGGGCUCAGGCUGAGGCUCGCAGGGUCGAUCCCGAGAACGCGCCGGUCGUCCAGUACCUCCUGCCCAACAGCGUGCCCCUGCCCGCCCCCGAGGUCUACCUGCCCAAGGCGGCCGAGGCCCUGAGGGCCGCCGCCGCCGCCGCCGCUCAGGAGAAGCGCCUGAAGAAGCCCCAGCACGCGAAGCACCUGCUGAUCGAGGACAUCGAGCCCCAGCUCCUCCGUCGCGGUCCCAAACCCGACGAGCAGCAACAGCAGUACGCCUUCCUCGUCGACGCCGGCUACUACCGCAAGCAACAACAUCAACGUCCGCUGCUCAGACAGAACGAGUACCAUCAGGGUUUGGAGGAGGUGACGCCCAGAUCGCACUACCAGUACCACCAGCAGGUCGAGAGCGAGAAGCUCGCUCUAUUGCUACCGGUCGAGCACCAGUCGCCUUGAGAGACCGAGAGAUAGAGUGAUAUAUGUACAACAUGUAUCAACGCAUCAGUAUAACGGAUAAUUCGCAUCGUCAUCAGCCUGUGUACUCUUCCUACUCGCCUCCAGAGACGCCCGAUUAAUUAACAGUAUUUUUUUAUACUAUUAUAUAUGAUACGUAUUAUAUGUAUCUGGAUAUCGUUAUACGUACGCGCCUACGCACACGCACACACACGUUAGGAUGAUUUUUACUUUAAUUAUUUUACUAUGUACACGUGGCUGAAGUACACCGACAUGAGGAUUGCUUCUGGAGGGAAUAUUGCAAGUGGGUUGUCGUAUACGUCGUCGCUGCUGUGUGUACCAUAUUAUAUACCGCGCAAUGUCUCGCUAAACCAUAUUAUAACAUUCCAUACUUUUAAAAUUUUGCCUCCGCGUAUUUAGACACGUCAUAUCAUAUUCUACUCACAUUGUCCUGGAAAAGUCUGCGCGAGUCGCUCGCGGCGUACACGUUGUAUUACACGCACAGUCUACUCUCUGUACGCGAAAUAUAAAGAGGGAGAGAGAGAGAGAUGGCGAUCUCUCGAUCGAAUUCUAACACCGCUUUAUGUAAGGUCACGUGUAUAUACACGCCGCGCUUACGCAAUGUAACAUAGACUCGCGCGGGCCGGCAUUUUUCAGCGUGAUAAUUACUAGACUCGAGGCAAUGUCUAAAAUUACCUUCUCAAAAGCUACGAGACAUAUAUAUAUAUAUACACAUAUACCUGCAUGCACCACAAAAUUCUUGCAAAACACACUCUACAUUAUAUAGUUGUGUAACAUCUGCAUUCGCCCUUAGAGCGGAGACACGGCAUUUUCACACGUAAACACGCGCACGUACGUUAUCAUUUUAUUAUUAAUAAAUCUUUCGAGCGAGAAGAAAGAAAAAUUAUCAACGCGCGCACACACGCACACACGCACACACACGGCAAUACGCUUACUUAGUCACGAUUUUUUUUUUUUUUUUUUUGUGUAACUACUUAAUUCUUCUAAUAAUUCUUUUUUUGUACGAUGUAUAUUUAUACAUAUAUAUGAGAGAGAAAGAAAGAGCGCGUCUACAUGCGAAUCUGUAAAUAUAAUCGACGGUAAAUAUUAAUUUUUUUUUUAGCAAAAAAAAAAAGAAAGAAAAGAAGCAAGAGCUAUAUAUUAUAUCGCAUAACAUGACAAAUGGUACUCCGUACAACAUGGGAUAUAUAUAUAUAUAUAUAUAUAUAUAUGAAUAUGACGUCGAGUGAGAAAGCUAGAGCGAAAGAGAGAGAGAGAGAGAUGUAUCGUGUCCUCCCCCCACGCACACGCGCUCGAGGCGCCUUAAGGGCUCGCAAGAAGAGUCGCCUAUAUAGCACUCGGCCCUUAUCGCCGUCCUCGUGCGUAUUAUGUACAUACUAGAAACUUUGAAUAAAUGUAUAAGUGCAUUUUUCGAAAAGCCAA
Messenger RNA from Nasonia vitripennis (jewel wasp), 3219 nucleotides. Its product is annotated as mediator of RNA polymerase II transcription subunit 15-like. The transcript is spliced from 6 exons. The record is from RefSeq and is a predicted model, not a curated record. Bases 178 to 1779 code for a protein of 533 amino acids. Lineage: Eukaryota; Metazoa; Arthropoda; Insecta; Hymenoptera; Pteromalidae.